Molecule: messenger RNA, 3656 nt
Organism: Diorhabda sublineata
Lineage: Eukaryota; Metazoa; Arthropoda; Insecta; Coleoptera; Chrysomelidae
Product: scavenger receptor class B member 1-like
Exons: 9
Coding region: 143-1801 (552 amino acids)
Cellular component (GO): membrane; cytoplasm
Molecular function (GO): scavenger receptor activity
Source: RefSeq, a predicted model, not a curated record
AUAAAAGAUAAGAACAUUUUAACGCUUAUAAAACUGCCCACAAUCAUUUAUUUCACCCAUUAUCAGUGUUUAUCGAGCUAAAGUAACUAAGUAACUUUGGUCGCGCCAAACUUUGAAAAGUAAAUAUAAAUUUGUAUCACUGAUGAUGUAUCCCAAUGAUGAAACUUUGCGCGCAGUUGAUAGUGAAAAUGGAUUGUUUGGUGGUAAACAUUCAUAUUUAGAAAGAAAUUGUAAUCAAAUUUUCAUGAGAGGUCCAGCGUUAACAAAAGAAAUCUUAGAGAAAGUUCAAGAGGAAAUUGUACCAAAAAAAACUUAUAUUUUUGGUCAUGAGUACAAUACAAAGCGGAUACUAUUUAUUUCUGGAUUGGCUGUACUUUUUCUCAUAAGUCUAACUGGAGCUGUUCUCACAUGGUUUACAAAUGCUUUUGACGAUCUAGUAUUAUCGCAAGUAGUUCUCAAGAACAAUAGUAAAGCUUUUGAUAUGUGGAAGAAACCCCCAGUUAGACUUAGAUAUAAUGUCCACUUAUUUAAUUAUACAAACGUUGACGAUUAUAGAGAUGGUAUUGUCGAAAAACUACAUCUAGAGGAAAUUGGACCAUAUGUUUAUGAGGAAGUUUUAGAAAGGAUAAAUAUUUCUUUUCCAACUGAAGAUACAAUCUCUUAUAGAGAAUAUAGAACUCUAUCUUUCAAACCGAAUCUAUCUAAAGGAAAUCAAGAUGAUAAAGUUAUCGUCCCUAACGUACCAGUGCUUGCUGGAUCUGCUUAUACAAAAUCUCAGAAUUAUUUCAAUAGAUUGGCUUUCUCUGGAAUACUUUCUGGAAUGGAUGAAGAAGCAUUUUCCAAAAUAUCAGCAGGUUCUUUCAUAAUGGGCUAUGAAGAUAGAUUCUAUAGCUUAGCUAAAAAUUUUUUACCCUUUGAUACUCCAGAGGAAUUGGGCAUAAUGGUAAAGAAACUUGGACAAUCUCCUUAUAGCAUAACUAUAAAUUCUGGUAAAAACGAUAUGAAUAAAUUUGCUCAAAUAGAAAAAUUUGAUGGAAAAGAACAGUUGGACUAUUUUUCAGGCGAUUGUAACAGUAUUCAAAGUACAGAUGGAGCCUUGAAUCCACCAAAGCGAGUUCGAGCUAAGCAACCGCUUUAUUAUAUGUUUCCAGAGGGUUGUAGAAGAAUGCCACUUGUUUUUAAUAAGGAAACAACUAUACGUAACGGUACGAUACCGGUCUAUCAAUACACUUACCCAGAAGAUAUUUAUGACUCGGCAGAUGAAAAACCUGAGAAUAGAUGUUAUUGCAGUAACCAAUGCCCUUUGAAGGGAGUUUUUAAUAUAACUGGCUGCAGUUUUGGCUGUCCAACGUUUAUCUCUCACCCACAUUUCCACAGAGCUGAUGCUCGUCUAGUAAAACAUUUCACCGGAUUACAUCCUGAAAGAACAACAUACAAAUCUUAUUUCAAUUACCAUCCUACAAUAGGAUUUCUAAUAUCUGCCAGAAAUUUGAUUCAGCUCAACGUACAGGUUCAAAAAGCUGGUGCAGUAUCCCAAGUUGAUAUGUUCGAUGAUGGUAUGAUUCUACCAUUCGCUUGGCUGGAAGGGGUUUUAGAUGAAAAAACAUUACCUCAAGAAUUAAUAGACACAAUAAAUUUAGCAACUUUCAUCGCUCCAACCGUCAAUUUGAUAUUAAAAUACGGCUGCUUACUCACCGCUAUUAUAACUUUUAUUUUUCUAAUACUUUUUAAUAGAAAAGAAAAGAGAACACUCUCUCAGAAUUUGAUAAGGACACAUCAAGGCUAUUCUAUAAGCAGCUGACUGGAAUUAUUAAUAAUAACAAGGAGAUAGAAUGAAAUGAAUAUUAGAUCUUUACAGCUAUCUCUCAGACUGAUGGGAAAACUCAAAGAGAAUAUAAUUUAAGCGGUUAUUUAUUUAGUUUAAGGUGAAAUGUUUUGUGUUAAUCAAAAACGAUAUUAAAAAAAUAGUUGGAUAGUGGAUCUCCAAACUUUUGUACUUUUUUGUUGUUGAUUUGAGUUUUAUUGAAAUGUUAAUUGAUCAAUUUAACAUCAACAAAUUAUUUGUAUCAAAUAUCUUUACCUGUUUGUCACUAGGUUCAGUGGCCGAUGAAUUGAUUUUUGUUAAUUCUAUCUUGUGACGACUAUAUUAUAACUAAGUUGUGUCGGUUGCAUUUGAGCUGUUCAUCUGUGUAUAAAUUUCAAUAAAAUAAAGAAAUAUUCGUAUGUUUGAAAUAUUACUACUAGUGUCAUAUAGCUACUGUUGUGAUAGAGAGAUAGCGAACUAUGAUUGAACAAUGAAAAAUAAGUGUAUACUUGAUUAUGGGCGAUCACAUAAUAUAUCAUACAUCAUUCAUCUGUAGAACCCUUGAAAAUAUUUGGUUACAUUGUAAUUAUGAGUAUAGUCACCGAAUAUCAACAAGACAAUAAGAGUCACUCUAGGAUCCUCUAUUGUCCUCUAUUGUCCUUUCUUGCCAUUGUCAUAACAAUGCUUUUUUAAAUGAAACUAAUAGUUCACUCAGUUUGCUACAGCAAUAAAAUGCCACGAAUGUGCUGUGUAGAUGGUGUGCUGUGUAGAUUGAUGUUCUAUCAGAGAAAGGACACACAUAUAUCUAUUUUCAUUGUCCAAAAGAUGAAAUUAGGUAAGUAAUUGGAUUAUUUUUUUCAAAUGUGAAUAUCAAAUAAUUAAUUUUGUUAAUAGAGAUUUAUCUUAAAUUUCUAAAUGUGUAAUAUUUUUGUUCCUAUCACCGUCUAAACGUGAAGUUGUUACUUAUAUUUUCAGAUGUCAACGUUGGAAACAGGUCUUGAAAGCGUUUAAAGAUGAUUUUACGUCGUUUGAGUCGUGCAUACAAGGAUAUAUUGAAAAAUUCUUUGCUUUCUAUAGAACAAAAAAAAAUUUCAAUGUCAAAAUAUUUUAUUACUCAACAUAUUCUUCUCUUAAUUGGAUAUAUUCAUUACAGCGAACCUGCAACGUCUCUAGACCUUUCAAAAAAAAAAAAUGUUUCUUCUUGCUCUGCAAAUCAGACCUCCACAAGGAAAUUUACGAUUUUUUGAUGUUUUUCCAGUUGAGGACAGAGAUGAUAGUCGGACGGAGCCAAAUCUGGUGAAUUAGAGGGGUGUUCUAGUUAAUCAAAUCCUAAAUCACGAUUUUUUGCAUGGAAACAUUAGAUUUGAGUGCAGGGGCGUUGUCCUGCAAAAACAAAACACCUUUGGAUACCUUUCCGUGUCUUUUCUCUUUAAUUUUUUCACGUAGAGUGGUCAGUAAUGUCGAAUAGUAAUCUCCGUUUAUUAUUCUACCCUUAUCCAAAAAAUUCAUCAUAGUAGGUAAUGGGCCACUUGAGACCAGCCCCUCCACUCCACUUUUCAUAAGUCACGUGACCACGCCUUCUCGCUUGGCUCCUUAUAUGGUAUCCGUAAAAUGUAAGUUUUGGUAAAAUAUGGUAAGAUCGCGCUACAGGUGAAGUAAGUAGAGAUGGGCAUGAUCAAAUAUAUUUCGCUUUUAACGUUAGGUGAUAUUAACCUUACAACAACAAAUGUUAUAAAAAUAAAUCACGACCUUAUAAUUUUUCGAGCGCAGAGGUAGAAAAGCUGCAUGUUUUUCUUAUAGGCUCACCCCGUUGUGCGCAACCAAAAAAGGCUUCACCCCUCGUGGAUUCCUU